This is a messenger RNA of Nannospalax galili (Upper Galilee mountains blind mole rat), 4993 nucleotides long. RefSeq names its product phosphoseryl-tRNA kinase (gene Pstk). Lineage: Eukaryota; Metazoa; Chordata; Mammalia; Rodentia; Spalacidae. The transcript has 6 exons. Gene Ontology annotation, molecular function: kinase activity; tRNA binding. Bases 799 to 1953 code for a protein of 384 amino acids. The record is from RefSeq and is a predicted model, not a curated record.
ACUCCUGCUGCCUCUGCCUCCGUAUAUCCCAACCCCCAGCUUUGUAUUUUUAUUUUAUGUUAUGUGUAGUAUUACUUGUUAUGUAGUUUGCUUGCAUAAGUUUAUGUGCAUCAUGUCCAUAAGCCCAUGCAGGAGCCCCAUGGAGGCCAGAAGAGGACGUCAAAUCCCCUGGAACGAGUUAUAGGCAGUUGUGAGCUGCCAUGAGGUGCUGGGAACUGAGCCCGGUUUCUCUCUAAGAAAGUAAGCGCUCAUAAACAUAGAGUCCUCCAAUAAUACCUACAUUCUCUGCCUGCCUUGGAGCAUGCCGGUCUUUUCUGUCCUUAUUUCUUCUCACUUGCUGCCGCCCGGAGGAACCAGGACGCAAUAACUUAAUACUCCGCUCGGUCAAGUCCAGGCAGCGGAGUGUCGUCCUCCUCACUUCCACCGUUUAAUUUCCGCAGUUUCCCUUUCAGAGCCUGCUACAGGAAAAAGUUCAGUCUCUUCUGAGGUUUUCUAGGUAGAGGGACCUCACGGUAAGCAAACCAAAAUGUAAAUCUUAACGGCCUGCGAGUUUCCGGCAGGAGGAAGUCUGAGUUAUUCUAACUCUGGGGCCCGUUGGGAGUGUCCAGGAGGUAGGAAGGGAAGCGCCCAGCUGGUGACCGGCAGACGCCAGCUGUCCCUUUGGCCGCGAAGGCCCUGAUGGCAGCCUAGACCAAAGCGUCCUCCCUGAACCAAAGCAUCCUCUCUGGACCCGAAUCCUCGCCUGUUCCUCCGCCUCAGCGCCACCAGGGGGCGCAGCAGGACGCGGAGACUCCGCGCAUGCGCGCUGCGCGCCCCAGCUUCCCAGACCACGGCCCCAUGAAGGCGGCGGCGUCAGCCGAGGUAGCGGGCCGCGAGCAGCCGCGGAAACUGGGACUCUGCGUUCUCUGCGGGCUGCCGGCGGCGGGAAAGUCGACCUUUGCGCGUGCGCUCGGCCGCCAGCUGCGGCGGGAGCGGGGCUGGACCGUGGGCGUCCUCUCCUACGACGACGUGCUGCCCGACGUGCUCCGGGACAGGGUGGACGCGCGGCAGCCAGGCAGCACCGGGCAGGUGGGGGCGCGGCCUACUGUGACCCGGCCCCCGCGGGGCCGCGGGGUGUUGAGAGGGUUGCUGCCACCCCAAUGGAAAAUGCUCCGAGAAGAACUGUUGCAAUACCUGGAAUGUUUCCUGGCGGCGGCUGUUAAUGGGAGUCAGAUCUCUGCCCCACCCAACAGGACUGAAACCAUGUGGGAAGAUUUUAUAACCUGCUUAAAGAACCAAGAUUUGAUAUUUUCUGCAGCACUUGAGGCCCAGUCUUGCCACCUCUUAACAGAAACUGCUGUUUCUGGACCUUUGUUUUUGGUGUUAGAUGACAACUUUUAUUAUCAAAGUAUGAGAUAUGAAGUCUACCAACUGGCUCGGAAAUACUGUCCUCUGGAAACCUGUUUGCAAAGGAAUGGACAGAGACCACAGCCACUGCCUAGCAGGACCAUCCACCUGAUGGAAAGAAAGAUAGAAAAACCCAACCCUGAGAAAAACGCCUGGGAACACAACAGCCUCAUAAUUCAGAAUCCAGCAUAUCCUUUGGAAGCCAGCCUGGAAGUGACUGGUUUAUUGCUUACUGCUUUGGAAAACCCUAUAAAAUACAUAGAGGACAAUAAAGAGCAAAAGGAAACAGACAGAAUUAUCUGUUCUACUAACCUGCUCCAUAAAGCUGAUGAGACACUCCGAAGAACCAUCUCUCAGACCAUGAAGCAAGCAAAAGAUGCACAAAUACCUCUCAGUAGCCUGAAGUGUCUAGCGAAAGAACUUAACAAGCUCAAAGCAGAAUUCUUGGAAGACCUAAGACAAGGGAACAAAAGACACCUGAAGCAAACCACUUUAUCAGAUGUUAUCUCUUCCUUUUGUAAUGAGAAAGACAGUACUGUACUGAAGUAUCUUUCAAAGCAACAUUAAAACUUCUCAAUGUCCAAUCAAGGGUCUGAUUUCGGUGAACUUUUGCAAAUAAUUUUCUAUUGCUGGGUAUUUUCUAGACCAGUAUUGUGAAUUGACAAAGAACAGUCUAAAGACAUCUGUCCAUAUUAAAAUAUCCAUUUAGCAUAACAGAGCUACUUGUCAAAUGUGACAUAAUUAAGCAGGAGAGAGACAGCCUUCCUCACUGAUGUGCCAGAUGCUGUAGGGAACAGGUUAAAUAGAUCUGAAAAGAGGAGUGUAAUAGUUACUUUCACAUAACAGAAUACAUGACAGAAACAACUGAGAAGAGAUUUUGGCUCCGUUCCAGAGGGAGCAGUCCAUCAAGGUGUGCAACGGGAGUGGCUGUGUGUGGUCGCAGAUGAGUGUGCUUGUUACUUCUCACAUGUAGUAAAGGAAGCAGGGGCUCUAGACCAAAACCAGAGGCAGGCCUAACCUUCGUGGCCUGUCCUAGUGCCUGCUGCCACCAGCCAGGCACAUCCCCAAGGCUCUACAACCUCUUAGUGCCAACAACUGGGGCUAGCUGUUAAAUAGAAAAGCCUAUGGAGCACAUUUCUCAUUUAAUCUGUAACUAUCAAAAACAAGUUUCAGCAACAGUGAGCUGAUCUGUCUUAAACUCAUGACGGAUCUUUCCAUAAGGGAUUCUAGAAAUCCAACCAGUUAGCCAUAAAAUCUUUUAUUAACAUUUUUAUGUAUUAUAAAAUCACUAGAAAACAAAUUCUGGAUUUCAAAAAUGUAAAAGAAAAAUCAAGGUCAUUAGAAAGUAUUUUUUAUUCAUAUAUUACAAAAGCAAAGCAUUCUUCACAUAGGAACUAGAUACUAGAUAGUUACUUCAGUAUUAAACUGCUUUCUUGAUCCCUCAACAAUAUAAUGUAUCUUACAACCAUAAUGCAAGAUUUACGCUUUGCGUACAAAACAUGUUCUAUACAUCAAAGUAAUUAUCAACAAAAGCAAGUUCUAGAAAGCAUAUAUCUUCUAAGACUAAUAAAAAGGUCUUUAACAGGGAAUUUUAAGUGUUCUAAUAACUUGUUCAUUCGAUAAAUAUUUUUCCAGAACUUAAGAGUUAUCUUUUUUUUUUUUUUAAGUAAUAUUCCCUUUGUCAAACAGUUCUGCAGAUGAAUGGUAAACACUUCUAAAAUGGAACAGCACUGGGAAUACCUAAUGAAAUUUUUUUCAGAGUAAAAGUCUAGCCUUCACUUGAAUUUCAAGACGUUGUAGCUACAUACUACAUUAGUAAAAUCUGAAAUAAAAUUAUUCCGUUAAUCUCUUCACAGUUUCUUUAAAAAAUAUUAGUGGAGAUAAAUUACCAACUUUAAAAAUCUAAACUUAUGUUCACUGAACAAAAAUAAAUUUAGUUUCAGAACAUUGCCUGUUAUCAGCAAAGUACUAUAAAUAGUGCAUGUUAAAUUUUUCUCAACUCAUUUCUAUAAAAUAUUUGGUUAAAACUAAAAUGAGGAACAUAUUUAAUAUGUAAAGAAAGAUCUUUCCUAAUACAGAAUUAAACUCAACAUUUAAGCAAAGUCCUAAAAUUUUUUUUUAAAGUACAAUUCCAAAAAAGUUUCUAAGGUAGAUUUGCUUCAAACUUUUUAGUGCAUUCAGAAGUAUUUGUAGCCUUAAGCAUCAUCACCUUUGGAAUACCAACUGUGCUCUUUAUAUUACUGGAAAAUUAGAAUUUUCUUUCUCAUUUGUAAUGAUGGAAAAUCUUUUCCAUGUUUAAUGUGAAAUGUACCUUCAAAACAUUCAUUUUUAGUUGUUAGGGGGAAAAAAAUGCACUUGUCACUGUUUGGCCCAGAAUAUAUGGUUAAUAAACUGGUUUUAAGGCGAACUCAUCUGGGUUGUUUGGUUUUUAAGACAUGUCUUGCAAUGUUGCCCAGCCUGGCACAGAACUCCUGGGCUCUAGCAAGCUUCCUUCCUCAGCCUCCCAAGAAGCUGGAAUGACAGGCACACACCACCACACUGGGCUUCCUCCCAGUGCUAUUUAAGAAGUUUUCAUUUUCCAUUUUGGGGUAUUGCUUUUAUUUGAAUAAAAUUUAAAAAAUAGCAAAAUUUCCCAAUGACAACCUGUUUCUUUCUGGCAACUGAUAAAUAAUAGAGUCAAGUUAUGCAUUUGGAAAUCCCUGCACUACAGUGAAUGAUUUAAGCAACAGGCCAAAAAUGACUAGAAACUUAGGGUGAGAAGGGCUCCCCUCUGGACAAAGUAUCCCUGGUGCUGUUUUCCCCCAAUGCAGUUGAGAUGAGCCAAGACUGUCUAUGCCGGUAUCACCCGUUAUGGCUUUCUAGCACUGAAAGGGAGGGUAAAAGAUUCAUUAACAUGGCACUUGGGUUUGUCAUGAGCAGACACCAUCAAUAGUUCUCUUUUAUUUACCAUUAAGAAAUAGAGGUUAUUUUGGGUUAAUAAAUCUCAACAGAACAUCUUUAAGAAGCCAAUGGAAAUAUUAAGUACACAGAAACCAAAAGUAAGUAAUAGUAUGUUUUACUGCAUGGCCAAGCUCUCUUCAGAGUAAGCUAGGUACUAUGCAAAAUGUAACAGCUUCCUGCUUUAAAGAACUCUAUAUGUAGUUAGCAAAUCUUACUUUUAUGAACAAGUGUCAUGUUUUAAAUGCACUUUACAGUAACAUCCACAUCUUUUUACCCUUUCCCUCAGCAGUGAUAAUUCAGUUUCCAUAUAGGAUUUUCACUAUACUUGAAGACAUAAAACUGCAAAUAAGAAUUACAAUUAGAAUUCACAACAAAGUAUCUUAGAUGGCCUUCUCUGAAAGGAAACUGUGACCUGUCUGGACACACUCUCAUUCCUGUGACUAUUUCCCCACUAUCACAUUUCUCCAUGUUUCUGUACCCACCUUUUUCUGGAGAUUAUGGACAAUAAAUGGACAGAAGGUAAGACAAUGAAACUUUGGAGGUUAUUUUGAAGCAUCUUAAUAAGAUGGAUGAGUUCCACUGUACCUCUUUGGUCAUCAGAAGAAUAGGAAGAAGAUUCUUGUUACAGUUAUCAAUUUUAUGACACUAAUAAUAUCAGAAUGAAGAA